Messenger RNA from Impatiens glandulifera, 1217 nucleotides. Its product is annotated as phenylacetaldehyde reductase. Gene Ontology annotation, molecular function: oxidoreductase activity, acting on the CH-OH group of donors, NAD or NADP as acceptor. The record is from RefSeq and is a predicted model, not a curated record. The coding region runs from base 63 to 1046 and encodes 327 amino acids. The transcript is spliced from 3 exons. NCBI's taxonomy places the organism in Eukaryota, Viridiplantae, Streptophyta, Magnoliopsida, Ericales, Balsaminaceae.
CAUAGAUGAUUAUAGAAGAUAGAGUUCAUGUUCAUCAGCAUUCAUAAGAGUAAGAAGCAGCCAUGGAAAUCAAUGGAAACAAGAAUAUCAAACUUCCAAUCUGUGUAACCGGAGCUAACGGUUUCAUCGGUACAUGGCUAAUCCAUACUCUUCUCGAACAAGGUUACGAACUCAUACACGCCUCCAUCUUCCCCGGUUCAAACGCCUCUCACCUUCUCUCCCUCCCAAAUGCCUCCGGUCGCAUCUUCAUUCACGAAGCCGAUAUCCUAGACUCAACGGCAGUCGCAAAAGUCAUCGAACAAUGCUCAGGCGGCGGCGUGUUUCACGUAGCAUCUCCUUGUUCACUCGAGGAACCGACUGAUCCGCAGAGAGAACUGUUGAUUCCCGCUGUUCAAGGAACUCUGAACAUCCUUUCCGCAGCUAAGUUGUUCGGCGUGAAACGCGUGGUUGUUACUUCCUCGAUCUCCGCUUUAGUACCGAAUCCUAAUUGGCCUAAGGAUAAAGUCUUUGACGAAUCAUCUUGGACUGAUUUAGAUUACUGCGAAUCUCGCCAGAAAUGGUAUCCUAUCUCGAAAACGAAGGCUGAGAAAGCUGCUUGGGAGUUUGCUGAGAAACAUGAAUUAGAUAUGGUAACGAUUCAUCCAUCAACAUGUCUUGGUCCGCUUUUGCAGCCUGGUUUGAAUGCUAGUUCAGCCGUUUUACAACAGCUGCUGCUUGGAACCAAAGACAGUCAGGAAUACCAUUGGCUUGGAGCUGUUCACGUUAAAGAUGUAGCGAAAGCUCAAUUGUUGUUGUUUGAAACGCCGUCUGCACAAGGAAGAUACCUAUGCACUAAUGGCAUCUAUCAGUUUGGUCACUUUGCUGAGACAGUUUCUAGAUUGUUUCCUGAGUUUCCUGUACACAGGUUCAUAGGAGAGACACAACCAGGUUUGGUGGAAUGCAAAGAUGCUGCAAAGAGAUUGAUUGAUCUAGGACUAAUCUUUACACCAAUUGAAGAUGCUGUCAGGGAAGCUGUAGAAAGCCUUAAGAACAAUGCACUUCUUUGAAGCAUGAUUAAUUAGUUAUAUUAAUCCUAAACUGCGUUGAUCUCUUUUUCCUUGCUUGUAUAAUCCACUCCAUUAAAAAAGGGAAGUUUCAAUAAACAAUGUUGAUCAUAAUGAGAAUAGAAUAUGGCAUAUGAAAGUUAGAUAAAGUAUAAUUAUUGUUUUUGAGUGUUG